Caenorhabditis briggsae is the source of this 1323-nucleotide messenger RNA. It is a transcript of the gene Cbr-dyf-1, whose product is annotated as Protein CBR-DYF-1. Bases 1 to 1323 code for a protein of 440 amino acids. Gene Ontology annotation, cellular component: intraciliary transport particle B; axonemal microtubule. The record is from RefSeq and is a predicted model, not a curated record. Gene Ontology annotation, biological process: intraciliary transport. The transcript is spliced from 10 exons. Lineage: Eukaryota; Metazoa; Nematoda; Chromadorea; Rhabditida; Rhabditidae. Gene Ontology annotation, molecular function: protein binding; intraciliary transport particle B binding.
AUGAAUGCGAUGCUGAAUAUUAAAGAAGGAGAGUUCACAAGCACUAUUUACACAUUGAUACAUGAGCACAAAUUCAACGACGCCAUUCGUAUUCUUCAAUAUCAGCACGAGAGAAACCCGAAAAAUCUGGCGGCUCUAUCGCUUCUCGGAUACUGCUACUACUACACCCAAGACUUCCAAAAUGCAGCUGACUGCUAUUCACAGCUAUCCUAUAACUAUCCGCAUCACUCACAAUACAAAUUAUAUCAUGCACAAGCUCUAUACCACGCUUUCAAGCCAGCUGAAGCGUUGAAUGUAGUAACUACGAUUCAAGACGACGAUUUGUUAAAUGAAAGUAUCAAAUUAGAAGCGGCCAUAAAAUAUCAGGAAGAUGAUCUGGUAAACUGUAGAAUCCUUGUGGAUCAGUUACCAACAGAUGAUGCUACUGUUCUUAUUAAUACUGCUUGCAUUGAUUAUAAGGAAGGAAAUUACUCCGAGGCACUACAGAAGUUUAAUCAAGCAACCGAGUUUUCUGGUUAUCAGUCUGGUCUUGCCUACUCGAUCGCUCUUUGUUACUACCGUCGUGGAGACUACAACAGUUCUCUCCAACUAAUUUCUGAAAUUAUCAAUCGAGGAAUCAAAGAUCAUCCAGAAUUUCACAUCGGAAUGGUCACUGAAGGAUUCGAUGUGAAUGUGGUUCAGAAUUCAAUGACACUCCAUGAAUCGGCACUGAUCGAGGCGUUCAAUUUACGAUUUGCCAUCUAUUACAAAACCAAGGAUUUCAAAGCAGCAAAAGAGUGUCUGACAGAUAUGCCACCACGGCAUGAGCAUGAUUACGAUCCGGUUACUCUGCACAACUUGGCUAUCAAUACGGCAAACACAGAUUUUGGAGACAGCUCCGCUAAACUCCAAUUCCUUCUUGGAAGCAAUCCAUUCCCUCAAGAAACGUUCGCGAAUCUUCUUUUCCUUUAUUGCAAAAACGACUAUUUUGGAUUGGCAGCCGAUGUUUUGGCGGAGAAUCCACAUCAAUCUUUCUAUUGUCUGAAUGAGUAUCAAUUCAACUUGCUCGAGGCACUGAUUUACAUGCCAACAAGUCCUGAGGAGAGUCUCAAAAAAUUGGAAAAACUGGACAAAGAAUGCAUGACUCGACUUCGAAAGAUUGCAGUCGAGAUUCAAAUAAAAAAAGAGCAGAAGACGUCAGAUAAAGACGACUCGUUGGAAAUGAGAAAUCUUAUCGAGUCUUAUGAGGAUGAGUUGGAAUUGUACCUUCCUGUUCUCAUGACGCAUGCAAAGUAUUAUUGGGAUAAGAGAGAUUACUUGGCCGUGGAGAAGUUGUUCAGGUGA